Armigeres subalbatus is the source of this 3597-nucleotide messenger RNA. It is a transcript of the gene rb, whose product is annotated as AP-3 complex subunit beta-2. The coding region runs from base 180 to 3494 and encodes 1104 amino acids. The record is from RefSeq and is a predicted model, not a curated record. Gene Ontology annotation, cellular component: AP-3 adaptor complex; membrane coat. NCBI's taxonomy places the organism in Eukaryota, Metazoa, Arthropoda, Insecta, Diptera, Culicidae. The transcript has 4 exons. Gene Ontology annotation, biological process: vesicle-mediated transport; intracellular protein transport.
AUCAAAUGCAUCGAACUGUCAAAGUCAAAGAGGAAAAGUGAAAAUUUUGGUCUUGCAGGCUUUGUAUCUUUCGAAAAUUACAGAUUGUAGCAUAACUAAGUCCACUGGUUGGCUUCAAGUGAAAAUAUAUUACCGUUUGCUAGUUCUGGUUCGAAUAUUCCAUUUGGAUCGUGGGCAAAAUGCUAUCGUCGGGUUCGGCGGCUAUCGGUGUCAGUGCCCUGACUGCAGCCAACUACGGAAAUGAGCGCAGUGACGUGGUCGAAUAUGCCAAUGAGGGUGGAUUCUUCCAUGCCGAUUACAAAAAGCACGAUGACCUCAAACAAAUGCUGGACAGCAACAAGGACAGUCUUAAACUGGAAGCAAUGAAACGCAUCAUCGGGAUGAUUGCCAAGGGUCGCGAUGCUUCGGAUUUGUUCCCGGCAGUGGUGAAAAAUGUUGUUUCCAAGAAUAUCGAAAUUAAGAAACUGGUUUACGUCUACUUGGUUCGCUAUGCGGAGGAACAGCAAGAUUUGGCGUUGCUGUCCAUAUCGACAUUCCAACGGGCUCUGAAAGAUCCCAAUCAGUUGAUCAGAGCAAGUGCUUUGAGAGUUUUGUCCAGUAUCAGAGUUUCGAUGAUUGUUCCAAUUGUGAUGUUGGCCAUUCGCGAUUCAGCGUCUGAUAUGAGUCCUUACGUACGUAAAACGGCGGCUCAUGCCAUUCCUAAGCUAUAUCACCUGGAUGCGGAACAGAAAGAUGAACUGAUUACCGUGAUUGAAAAGCUUCUGGCUGAUAGAACCACUCUUGUUGUCGGGUCAGCAGUGAUGGCAUUUGAAGAGGUUUGUCCAGAACGGACCGAUUUGAUCCACAAAAAUUAUCGGAAGUUGUGCAAUCUGCUGGUCGACGUUGACGAAUGGGGCCAGGUACUGAUUAUUAACAUGUUGACUCGAUACGCCAGGACUCAGUUUAUGGACCCAAAUGUAGAUGAUUUUAACGAUGAGGACGACGAAGAAAACAAGCCUUUCUAUGACGAAUCAUCCUCUGAGUCAGAACAAAAUAAAGUUGCGUUAAAAUCACCGAGGAAAACCUACUCCUUAGACAUUGACCAUCGUCUCAUUCUGCGCCAAGCAAAGCCACUUCUUCAAAGUCGCAAUGCUUCCGUUGUGAUGGCCGUGGCCCAACUUUACCAUCACAUCGCACCUAAAAACGAGGUCACAAUUGUGGCCAAAGCGUUGAUAAGAUUGCUCCGCAGCCAUAAGGAAGUGCAAAGCGUUGUCCUUACGUGCAUCGCUUCGAUGUCUGUGGAGCGAAAAUCUAUAUUUGAACAGUAUUUGAAAUCAUUUUUUGUGAGAUCAAGCGAUCAAACACACAUCAAACUGUUAAAGCUGGACAUUUUGACCAACCUUGCUACGGAAACGAGCAUUUCGGUGAUUCUUCGGGAGUUUCAGACAUACAUCAGUAGCAACGAUAAGGACUUUGUUGCCUCAACCAUUCAGGCUAUUGGAAGAUGUGCUGCAUCGAUUCAUGAGGUGACGGACACAUGCCUAAACGGGUUGGUUCAUUUAUUAUCAAAUAAGGAUGAAUACGUCGUUGCAGAAAGUGUGGUGGUUAUUAAAAAAUUGCUGCAAACCCAGAAAGAAGAACACUUCGACAUUAUUACACAAAUGGCCAAACUGUUGGACUUCAUUCAGGUUGCGGCCGCACGUGCUUCCAUCUUGUGGUUGAUUGGAGAGUACAAUGAAAAGGUUCCGAAAAUCGCUCCAGAUGUGCUGCGAAAGCUCGCCAAAUCGUUCAUCGACGAACAGGACGUCGUCAAGUUGCAAGUAUUGAAUUUGGCUGUCAAAUUGUAUUUGACCAAUCCGCAGCAAACGGAACUACUUUGUCAGUACGUGUUCAAUUUGGCUCGUUAUGAUCAGAAUUACGACAUUAGGGAUCGAGCUAGAUUUCUGAAGCAGUUUAUUUUCCCGGCAGGCGGGAAGCAGACAGUUCUUUCUCAAAACGCGAAAAAUAUUUUCCUGGCCGAGAAACCCGCUCCGACACUCGAGAGCAAGUACCACGGUAGAAAACGAUUUCAGCUCGGUUCACUUUCGCAUUAUUUGAAUAUGCGAGCUAAUGGUUAUCAAGACUUACCCUUCUUCCCGGAAGUAGCUCCAGAUGGUUCAGUCCGGAAUGUAGAGGUUGUGCAGGAUUAUGGAAAUACAACGCAUAGUGGUGAUGUGCAGAUGAUUGAUGAUGAUGCGCCUGCUGGAAAAUCACGCGAUAAAAAACAUGCAAAGACAAAGUCAUUCUAUUCCGAGUCGGAAAAGAGUUCAUCGGAAGAUGAGAGUAGCUCUGGUUCCAGUUCUAGCACAAGUGGAUCAUCUGGUUCGGAAUCCGGAUCUGGGUCGGAUUCGGAUUCCGAUGACGAAAAUGGAAAUGAGUUAACAAAAGCAUCAUACAAUGAGGUUGAUGGCGCCACAAAGUCAAAGGCGGAAUUUGAGUCGCUGUCGUCUGGAUCGGAGGAUGAAAGCGAAGAUAGCAGUAGCAGCAGCGGCAGUUAUGAAAGCUCAUCUAGCGACAGUGAAGAUAGUAAAAAUAGUACCCGUACAUCAAGCCCUGUAUCUGGGAAUAGAAAUACCAAAUCCAACAAAAUUCUCCAAUCCAACGAUUCUAAAACAGCUAAGCUCUCCCAAAAGAGCAACCUUGAUUUACUGCUUGAUUUAGACGACAUACCACCAGUUGGACCGAUAAUGACUCCUUCUUUGGGUGGAUUCCUAACUCCAAUGACUGGAACAGUUGCUGACAGCCAGGUACCAUCUAAUGACAUAGAUCUGGUUGGUCCGAGUUACAUUCCCAACAAGUUUCACGAACUGCUGAAUAAGGUCAACGGAUAUGGUCUUGGAAUUACUUACCGCUUCACAAGAGCCCCUCAUCUCUAUUCAGCCAAAAUGAUUUCCAUUGAAUUGACUUUUACAAAUCACGGCAAUAUGGAACUAACCGACGUUCAAAUCGUCAAGAAAAAUCUCCAAUCUGGAAUGUCUCUCAACGAAACGCCAACUCUUGAAAUCCUCAAUUCAAAGCAGGCCUGGACUGGCAUUCUGGGACUGGAUUUUAACGACUCAACUCAGCCGGCCAACUUCGAGGUGAAAUCAAGCAGCGGCACGAGCAAAAUAACGUUGAAAGCACCGGUCGGUGAGCUCAUUCGAUCAGUCAUGCUCUCCGAGUCGCACUUCCUAACGGAAAGAGCGAAACUUCGAGGCAUGACCGAACAUUCUUCCAGUUUUCCGUUGGAUGCGUCACUUACGGUGCAGAACAGAUCGUUGCAUCAGAAGAUUUUCGAAGUGGCGAACGUUGCCAACGUACCCAGUUCGGAGGGGGACAAAAUUCUGUUCGCCGCACAGACAAUGGGUUCAGGAAGUUUAGUGUUGAUUGUGCUGCAACUCAAGGAAGGGUCGGAUUGUUCGCUGACUGUUAAUUGUGACAAAAUGGUUGUUGGAUCAAUGCUUUUGAAUGAAAUUAGGGCAGCGAUCAAACAAUAAGCCGCUUAAUAUGUAUUCCAUUUUAUGUGCUAUUUUUAAUCUUUAUAUUGAGAAACAAAGUUAUCAUCUACAUCAUACAAUAAAUAUUAUGAAGAAUCUCUUA